Messenger RNA from Eurytemora carolleeae, 983 nucleotides. RefSeq lists its product as uncharacterized. The record is from RefSeq and is a predicted model, not a curated record. The transcript has 8 exons. Bases 4 to 651 code for a protein of 215 amino acids. Lineage: Eukaryota; Metazoa; Arthropoda; Copepoda; Calanoida; Temoridae.
AAAAUGUGUACUGGAGGAGAAUCAGUUCUUGUUUCGGUUUACUCCGGUAUCCUGGUACUACUGGGUAUUAUGAUGGUUCUUUUCGGAGCUUUGGAUCUAUCAUUAGCUGAGGAUGUGCACAACAUAUGUACAGAGACUUCUUUUCAAGGCAGCUUCCUUAUUCUAGGAGGUAUACUGCUAAUUGUUGGGUUAAGUAUAAGAAUAAUAGUAUACAGCAAGGUUGAUGAAUAUAGUUCUGAAGUACAAGCGAACCCAGGAAAUCAAGAAAGUUCUAGGCGAGCUAAGAAGGGGGUUUAUUGUUUACAAGUUCUAGAUAAUAUAUUGGUUUCCUUAGGAACAGUUUGGUCAAUGGCGGGAUUAAUACUGCUCAUCCUGGAUUUAACAAAGAAGCAAAAAGCCCACUGUCCACAGAAUGAGUUCAUGAUGGUGUCCCUUCUCAUAUUCGUGGUUUUAGGAUUCAUCAUUACAUCUCUCUCUUUGAUCCUCGUAUUGUUUACCUGGGGUGGAUUAUGCUGUGUUGGGUGGGUGGAGAUACCUGACUCUAACCAGUACCUGGAGAACAGAUGGGGGAUUAACAGGAAGAUUGUCGUUAGGACAAUACGACGGGUGAAUAGACCACAGGCUGGUGUACAUCCGCCUUCAUUCUACUAGAGGCAGCUGUACCUUAAUCUACAUUCUAAAAGAGGCAGCUGUACAUUCAUCAUCAUUCUACUAGAGGCAGUUGUAACAUAAUCUACAUUCUACUAGAGGCAGCUGAACCUUAAACUACAUUCUAGAGGCAGCUGUACAUUCAUCUACAUUGUACUAGAGGCAGCUGUAACUUAAUCUACAUUCUACUAGAGGCAGCUGUACAUAAAUCUAAAUUUUAGUAUAGGCAACCGUACAUUCAUCUACAUUCUACUAGAGCUAGCUGUACAUCCAUCUUUAUAACUUUAUAUUAUAUUAUUUCUCCAAUCCAUAAUAAAGAUAUUCAUCAUAUAUAA